Rhopilema esculentum is the source of this 2969-nucleotide messenger RNA. Its product is annotated as nuclear pore complex protein Nup107. Gene Ontology annotation, molecular function: structural constituent of nuclear pore. Gene Ontology annotation, cellular component: nuclear pore; nuclear pore outer ring. The record is from RefSeq and is a predicted model, not a curated record. Gene Ontology annotation, biological process: mRNA export from nucleus; protein import into nucleus; post-transcriptional tethering of RNA polymerase II gene DNA at nuclear periphery. Lineage: Eukaryota; Metazoa; Cnidaria; Scyphozoa; Rhizostomeae; Rhizostomatidae.
CAGUCUCAGAACCGGCAGUUUCAAAAAGGCGCGUGAGUCUGCCAAAAUGGAAGACAGAAAUGGGCGCGCUGGUGCUAGAAAAUGGAAUAUUCAGCAAAUGCGAAAACAGUUGGCAGAUGAAACAAUCCGUUCUCCAAAAAGACUAAGUAAUAGUCCAGUUACUGGAGGGAAGUUGAAACCUGUCUCCGGUUAUCAUUCAGGAAGGCAAUUUGGAAGCAUGGGCCUAGGCAGUUUGCAAUUCGGCUCUCCAAAAAGUAACGACGUAAGUCAAUUUAUGGCAUCUGCAAAUGAAAUUUCCUAUCACAAAAAAGAAUCGUCUUUAUUUGAGCCAUACAACUACACAUCUGAUUCGAUGCACAUUGUUGCUGAACCAAGGCAGGACCAAAGUAUGUUUGCUACUUUUGAUCUAGAACGGACAACAAUGAUGUCUGCAGCCGACUUAAGCAGCAUGAGCAUGAUGGUUGAAAAAGACCCCGAGUUGUAUGGUAGUGGUGUUCUAUUCGAAAACUUCAAAAAGAGUCUUCAAACAUAUUGUCAUGCAGGGCAAGUGUUUGAGCUCAUUGCCUGUUAUGAAAAACUUUGUAGGGACCACAUUCAAAAGCUCCUGGGUUUUGUAAGCCAUGUUGAUCCAACCAGAAGUAGAUUUCAAAGCACCACUAGGAUGAUAAACUUCCUUUAUCAGGAAUGCUAUACAUGGAGGUUAAUUGGCUCUUUGAUAAAAGACAAACUACACCAAGAAAUAGAUGAAAUGAAUGAAGAAAAAGCGGAUGUAAGUUUAAUCCAAGAUCAGUUUCCAAGUUUUAAGCGUAUCAUUGAGAAGUUGUUUAACAGAGAGCCAUCUACAAGAUAUUGUCAGCUAAUUGUAGACUGGCUGGAGAAGAAUGCUGAAGAUAAAAUAAAUGAUUUUAUUGCAACAGACAACCUGCAGUUUACAUCUGACUCUGUAUCUUGGGAACACACAUUGCACACCCUAAACAUGCUAUCAACCUCAAAGGGAGGUUCAAGAUUUGUAACAGAAUUGGAUCCAGAUGCACCUAUUCGCCAAAGAAGACCAUUGGCAGAUUUAGAUCAAGAUGAUGAAAAUAGACUCAUGAAGUACGUUUUUAUGUUUUUGAGAGCAGGAAAGCUAGAAGAAGCAAAAGAUAUAUGUAUCAAAUAUGGGCAAUCAUGGAGAGCAGCAACACUUGAUGGGUGGAGAUUAUGGCAUGAUGCCAAUUUUGAAGAUAGUACAAAGAAUGGGGAGAUGGAAAUCACUGAAGGAAAUCCUUUUGGACUUAUUUGGAAAUCUUGUUGCUGGAAGCUUUCUGAAGACACUGAAGUGAGUACUUAUGAGAAAGCUAUAUACUCUGCACUUAGUGGAAACUUGAGACAGCUUUUAAGUGUCUGUGGAUCUUGGGAAGACCGUUUGUGGGCAUAUUUCAAGGUCCUGGUUGAUGGAAAGGUGGAACAGGAAUUGCGUCAUGUAAUUAAUGAAGAUGAAUCAACAUUGCCAAAAGAGUACUAUGAAGUAACAGAAAAUCUGACACCUCAAAAGAUUUUUGAAGAAUUGAACACACAUGCAGAUGAUGUUGUUAGAACAGAGGGAAAAGAAUUUUUCCAUCUUUUUCAAAAACAUAUGAUUUUGGAUGAGCAGCAAAAUUUAUUGAAAGAAGUUGAUAUGCUCAUGGAUGAAAGUGAUAGAAUUUCAACACAUAUGUUGAGGUUCUUAGCUCAUAUUGUGUUGUUCUUCCAAACUGUUGGCUUGCAACUUGAUGAAGAUCUGUAUGUAAAAAUACUCCAAAGAUAUAUUGUUGCACUGAUCUCAAAGGAGCAGUGGGAUCAAGUUGCUUUGUAUACAGCAAAGUUGCCACCUGAUAUUCAGAUUGAUACUUAUGCUGAGUUUUUAGAGCAAGUGGAAGUGCCAAGUGAAAGAGAACGCUUUGCACAGCUGGCAAGGGAGGAGGGCCUUGAUGUGAAAGCAAUUGCAAAAAGAGUUGUGGAGAACAUUCGUGAAAGAAACCCAGAUGAAUUGCAAGAUGAUAGCUCUUUGACAGCUGGUGAUAAAAAGAAGAUUGAAUCCAUUGAAUGGCUUAUUCUAGAGCCAACACAACGCAUUGAAGCAGUUGUGCAAGCCAAUGCCAUCAUACGUGGAUUUAUUACAGCAAAGAAACUGGAGCCGGCAAAAGAAGUUUUCAAAAAGCUACCAAAAGACUCAAUCGACAUUAUCCAGCAAGAAUGGGAAGCAAAAGCUGGCAGUUCCCCACUUCCCCCGGAGUAUGAAAAUGCAAAGAAGGAGUAUCUUUGUAUUAAGGCAUAUUUAGAUGCCCAUAGUGCUUUUGAUGCUUGGUUCCAGCAUUUUCAUAACAAUGCGCCAGUAAAACCAAAACAACAGAAAAUAAAGACCUUCAAAGAGCAAGUAACUUUUGAAGCAAACAUAAAGGAAUACACUGAGAGUAAAGCAAUGUGGAAAAGGACUCUAGAUACCCAUGUUAUGCAUGUGUCAGAGAAAGUAUACAAUGUUCUAUUGUUUCCUGAAGGAUGGAUGGUUGACAUUCAUGCAGAUGAAGAUGCUAAUUCAACACGAAACAAGCAAAUGAAACAUAUUCAAGAAGUAAGCAUUCCGUUUCUAAGUUUUCUUCUUCAUACUGUUCUCCAUUCAUCUGGAAAAUAUAAAGAGUGCUUGCAAAUUGCAGAUGUGAUCCAAAGCGAACAAAGGAAAUUGUAUACUCUUUUCCGAAAGGCAGAUUUGCAAAAACUGCUUGGCCUUUUAAAAGAUUCUUCAAUGUGCCUUCUCAACGAAAAUCAAGACUUUCUGGGAUAUGAUGUGCCAGAAAUUUAUUGAAAACUUGAAGAAAAUUUAACAUAAUUUAUCUGUUUUUUAUAACAAAGACUUACUAUUUUUGGCUGAAUUUUUAUUCAGCCAUUUGUUAUACUUUAAAUUAGUUUGUAUUUGUUGGUAUAAUGAAGUUACAGAACAGUAUAAGGGAGAA